Molecule: messenger RNA, 1713 nt
Organism: Penicillium pulvis
Lineage: Eukaryota; Fungi; Ascomycota; Eurotiomycetes; Eurotiales; Aspergillaceae
Product: flavin-containing monooxygenase
Exons: 6
Coding region: 1-1713 (570 amino acids)
Molecular function (GO): flavin adenine dinucleotide binding; N,N-dimethylaniline monooxygenase activity; NADP binding
Source: RefSeq, a predicted model, not a curated record
AUGUCAAGGCCAUGUAGCACACGUCUUCCGGUUGGGAAUAAGGAUUUCACAGAAGCGACAGUGGUCAUAAUCGGGGCUGGGAUAUCUGGAAUGUGUAUGGCCAUUGACCUGAUCAAAAGGAAUCAAUGCCGGAACUUCGUCAUCCUCGAGAAGGGUAGUAGUGUUGGAGGGACAUGGAAUGACAACAGAUAUCCAGGAUGUUGCUGUGACGUUUGGAGUACUCUGUACAGCUACUCCUUUGAGCAGAAUCCGAACUGGACGAGACAGUAUCCAGGACAGGAGGAGCUCCAUGCCUAUCUAGUCCGCGUUGCUGAGAAGUAUGGACUUUACAAACACAUUCGAUUCAAUUCGACCGUUGAAGAAGCAAAAUGGAACGAUAUUGAAUGCAAGUGGGAAGUUGGCGUAAAGGUGACAGGACAAAAGGAUAGCGAAUUCUCCGAUUCCUACAUCAUGAACUCCGGAUUCCUGAUCUCGGCGGUCGGUCAGCUUAACGCACCACAAGAGCCCAACAUCGAGGGCUUGAAAGAGUUCCAGGGGAAGAUGAUGCACACCGCUCGAUGGGACUGGAGCUAUGAUCUGAAGAACAAACGGGUAGCAAUUGUUGGCAAUGGUGCAACGGCGGUGCAAAUCGUCCCCGAAAUUGUCACAGAGGUAUCACACCUCACCAUCUUUCAGCGAACCCCAAACUGGAUCAUUCCUCGGCUUGAUGCACCCGUAUCUCCACUUCAGCAAGCUCUAUUAACCUACAUUCCCCCGCUCCGCUGGCGCAAGCGCUCUUUGCAGAUGGACUACCGCGAGAAUUUCCAUGACGCCAUUUUUGACAAUGACUCGGAAUACGCAAAUCGUCUCCGUGGCUGGGGCAAUGAUCUCCGCAAGGCUCAGUUGGCCGAACAUCCAGAGCUAUGGGCCAAAUUGACACCGAACUAUGCGCCAGGCUGCAAGAGAGUGAUAAUAUCCGACGACUACUAUCCCGCCCUUACGCGCGACAAUGUCAGCCUGGAGACGCGACCCAUUACCCGUAUCACGGAACGAGGCAUUGAAGUGGAGGGUGAUGGCGAGCAGGAAUACGACCUUAUCAUAUUGGCGACUGGAUUCAAGACUGUCGAGUUCAUGUAUCCCAUCAAGGUAUGUGGUGCAAACGGGAGACCCCUCGAGGACAUUUGGAAAGACGGUGCCAGGGCCUACAGAGGUGUCACUGUUGAGGACUUGCCAAACUUUGGCAUGUUCUACGGUCCCAACACUAAUCUUGGACACAAUUCCAUCAUCCUUAUGAUUGAGGCCCAAUCCAGGUACCUUAAUUGCCUGGUUGGAGAGGUCAUGCGAGCUAAACAGCAGGGACAAAAGCUAUCCCUUAAGCCAAGUCUUGCAGCGAUGAAAGCAUUCAAUGAUAGGAUUCAAGCUCUACUUCGGGAUAGUAGCUUUGCAGACCCAAAUUGCAACAGCUGGUAUAAACGAGCCGAUGGAAUCAUCACCAAUAACUGGUCCGGAACGGUCGUUGAGUAUCAGGAGGAACUUUCACAAAUUCAAUGGGAAGAUUAUAUUGCUGAUGGAUCCGGAAAGGACCUUGUUGCCAAUAAGCGACCAACAAGUUUGGGAAGAAUCAGGGAGGAGUCGUUUUUCUCCAACAUGUCACUUCUUAUUGGCACUUUUGGCGCACUAGCUGUUUUUGGUGGCUAUCUGGCUGUCCGUCCUAAGCUGUCGAGGUCUAGGUGA